CUGUCUCUGAACCUCUUGAUACCCUCGCGUUUCUUUCUUUCUUUCUUUCUUUUGACUUCUUCAUCAAUUGCCAGCCUGUCAUUCUCAGGAGAGAGAAAAAAAAAAGAGGUCGACCCACUUCAAACCCACACGAAACCCCAGACGCUUAUCGGCCGAGAUGAGUUCCCCAGGGGAUUACGAAGCGGUUCGCAAGGACAUCGCUGCACAGUUGAAGAAGCCAGGGUACGACGACGGGAGUGCUGGGCCGGUAUUUGUGCGACUAGCAUGGCACUCCGCCGGCACAUACGACCUCGAGACGGACACGGGUGGUUCGAACGGCGCGGGGAUGCGGUAUGAGGCAGAAGGAGGCGAUCCGGCCAAUGCCGGGCUGGCCCAUGGGCGGGCAUUCCUCGAGCCGGUCAAGGAACGACACCCAUGGAUCACGUACGCGGACCUGUGGACGCUAGCGGGGGUGGUGGCCAUCAAGGAGAUGGGCGGACCAGAGAUCCCCUGGCAGAGCGGACGGACGGACCUGGUGGACGAUUCCAAGGUGCCGCCACGUGGGCGGCUCCCGGACGCGGCGCUGGGGGCCCAGCACCUGCGCGACGUCUUCUACCGGAUGGGCUUCACGGACCAGGAGAUUGUAGCUCUGGCUGGCGGGCAUAAUCUGGGCCGUUGCCAUGCUGACCGGAGUGGGUUUCAGGGACCGUGGGUCAACAACCCGACGCGUUUCUCCAACCAGUUCUUCCGCCUGCUGCUGAAUCUCGAAUGGAAGCUCGUCACCUUACCGCAUGGCGUCCAGCAGUAUAUCUAUGAAGACCCGGAUAUGGCCGACGAAGCCGACGGUGAUGACGAAGACGGCGAGAAGGAGGAGCCUCUGAUGAUGCUGCCAACGGAUAUCGCCCUCAUCACCGACCCAGACUUCCUGCCGUGGGUGAAGAGGUAUGCCGAGGACAAGGAUUUGUUUUUCGAUCACUUCACCAAGGCGUUUGCCAAACUCAUCGAGUUGGGCAUCCGACGCGAUGAACAGGGUCACAUCAUCAACACCGACAACAAGCUCGGCGGGUACGUCUCGGCACCCAAGAAGAGCAAUAUGCCGGAGACCGGCUUGGAGACGGAAUCUGCCUCAACUGCAGUCUCGACGGGGUGUCCCUACAAGGCCAGAUUAUAGAUUUUCUCUCUCUUUCUUUUUGCUCUCCCUUUUCUUUCUGUCAGACCUGCUUUUUGCUUUCAUGAAUGUCGGCUCUCCAAGAUGAGAUCCAUUCUAUGAUAGAUGGUAGAUGAAUAGGAAUAGAUAACCAGGAUCAUUUAGAAUAUCAUAUAUAUGAGUUGUAGAUGAAG
This is a messenger RNA of Penicilliopsis zonata CBS 506.65, 1320 nucleotides long. RefSeq lists its product as hypothetical. Gene Ontology annotation, biological process: hydrogen peroxide catabolic process; cellular response to oxidative stress; response to reactive oxygen species. The transcript has 2 exons. Gene Ontology annotation, molecular function: peroxidase activity; heme binding. NCBI's taxonomy places the organism in Eukaryota, Fungi, Ascomycota, Eurotiomycetes, Eurotiales, Aspergillaceae. The record is from RefSeq and is a predicted model, not a curated record. The coding region runs from base 158 to 1150 and encodes 330 amino acids.